UUGUCAGAGAUUGCGCAGAGGAAGCGCAGUAGAGAAGAGUCGACGAAAAAAGGAACGAAGAAUGGGUCGAUGUAGACCCAUAUAUCUACGUUUUUACUCGGUAUAUCGUCAUAAAAGACUAGGAAAACAGACUUUAGAAUAUGAACUGGUUUCUAACCACUAUGUAUAGCAUUAACGUGACGGGAAAACCCAUGGUAUAUUCGUCUUUGUGAAAUUAUUGCAACAGCUGUAAGUUCAAAGUGUGGGUGUGUGUACUUUUUUGUUUUCGUCGUCGAAUCUUCACAAUCGCAAUGGCAGUGCAAUAUUCGUCUGGAUUUUUUGCAAUUCGUCGGAAACUUGGCAUGCCGAUGACACUUAUGUACAGAAGUCUUUCGGACGAAGUCUUCAACCGAGCCACUGACGAUUAUCAAGAAAAAGAAAGGUCGAGAUCAGUGACAUCUUUUUAUUACCAAAGCGCCAUCGACCAGGCUGCAGCUAAGCCAUCUGUACGCCUUACCCCUGCUGCUAUCUUGUAUACUGGCAAGAGUGCGGACAACAGUCAUAUUCUUCGUAGUGCCCAGUAUUUGCACAAAGAGCUGCCAGUUCGUAUUGCGCAUCGAAUUGCAGGCUUCCGCAAUCUACCAUUUAUUGUUGGUUGUAACCCAAUCAUUCUGCAAGUGCAUGAACUAUAUAUUCGGGCAUUUCAUAUCUUGUCAGAAUUUCCACCUGUAACUGACUUUGAAACUGAUGCAAAGUACUCUGAAACUCUACGUAAUCUGCUUGACGACCAUAAAGAUGUGGUCACUCUCUUGGCAGAAGGAUUCAGGGAGUCCAAAAAACACAUCAAGGACCCUAACCUUAUCAAAGUUUUUCUUGAUAAGACUUUGACAUCUCGCCUUGGUAUACGCAUGCUGGCUGAACAUCAUUUGUCAUUGCAUGACGAAAAGCCAAACCAUGUGGGCAUCAUCAACGUGGGGUUCUCUCCGCGAAAACUAAUUGAAAAGAAAGCUGAAUUUGUAAGGACGGUCUGUGAAGCAAAGUUUGGGCGUGCUCCCCAAGUCACUCUGAAUGGCCACCUCAACGGAACAUUUCCUUACAUCGUGCCACCACUGGACUACAUUCUAACAGAACUGGUUAAAAAUCGCCUUAGGGCCACAGUAGAGUUUAACUUGGACUGUGUUGGGACUCUACCGGAAGUGCUCAUCUCCAUUGCUGUUAAUGAGGAAGACUUUGUUAUCAGAAUAUCGGACCGUGGAGGUGGAAUUAAUCAAAAGAUAGUUCACAACGUGUGGGAUUACAACUUUACCACAUCGGGCACCACAACCGACGAGCGAGUUGAUGGAGGACUCUUCGGGCAGAUCAUGCACACUGAUAACACUGGACCAGCUCCAGGCAAAAUGCAUGGCUACGGAUUUGGUCUGCCAACAGCCAAGGCUUAUGCAGAAUACCUUGGUGGCCAGCUGACACUGGAAACCAUGCAAGGCAUCGGAACGGAUGUCUAUCUGCGUCUUGCACACAUUGAUGGCAAAACAGAGAGCUUUCGUAUCUGAAGUUGGUUGGUGGGAUUUUGAGAUUCAGAUCUGGACUGAAUGUAGAGAUUUGAGAUGUAUUUUUUGUUGUUUCUUAUGGACUUCUAGAAAAAACGUUUGAAGACGAUGUGUGCAUGUAGCAGAUAUUUUGUGAUGCCUGUCCUUUGUAAACAUUUUUGAUCUACAGUCUUUAAACUAUUUCAGUACGUGGCUGUUGUUAGGAUUUAAGAGUGCACAUUAUUCGUUGGAAGUUAAAUAAAGUAUCUAAAAGGUGGGGGUUUUUUUUUUUAUAGGAGCGGGGUCAGACUUUUAUUUUUACUUUCACUGGGUGGUUUUGAAUAGACUAUUAAUUCACUUGCAUUGUGUACCAGGUUAAGGAUAACUAUAGAUUUGGCAGCUUCAUUAUUGGCUUUGUUCGCCUAUAACUUUGGUUUGUUAAAAGAAACAAAAAAAAUAUUUUGAUUUGCAGUUAGUAAAAAUAUUGGUCUUAAUAUGAAUAAAAUUGCACUACAGAUCAGUAGUUGAAAAUGUCAUUUGCUUCAUGAAGAAUGACAUUUUUAAAAUCGGUUUAUCCUACUAAACUAUAUUUGAUUAUAUUAUUUUAUUAACCGGUGUCUGUUGUAAAUAAUUUCAUUAAAGAUCUGUUUUGUUAUUAUUAUCAUAAAUAGACCGACACAAUAUAAUUUAUUCUCCAUAGAGCAAACAAUAUUCUUCACCAAGGAGUAUGUUUUGCUGUUUUAUUAAUAUCUUGACAAAUGUUUUCACAAACUGAACAAAGAACCCAAAUAUUUCUGUUACUUUAAAAAAUCUUCUCAUUUUACAUAAAACCGAACAUGUGCUGUUUACAAAAAACACUUGGUAGAGGCUGGGAUAGAAUAUACUAGUAGCUGAUAGUUUUAAUUAAAGUAUUUUUAUAGCAAUAUCUUAAUACACAAUUCCACCUUAAAAAAAUGCAAAUAUUGAUGUAUGAAAUCAAGUUAUUUGUAAACCUAGUUGUGUUUUUUUUUAUCAAAAUAAUGUGUAUAACGUAUUCCCUUCAUCUUUUCAUGUGAUGGAUUGUACCUACAUGUAUAUUUUGUCUGUUUCCAAAUUUUAUUUUUGUUUAACAACUAGGGAUUUUCAGUUCCGAAGUUCCAAGUUGUCCAAAUAAUAAAUAUUCCAGAAAAACAAAAAAAAGACUUAAAAUUAGUUUGACUUGUAUCCUUUUCAUAUGAAACAGUAAACUGAUCUGCACUUAUAACUAUUUGUACUCGUUUGAUUUUGAAGGAGGUACUUACAAAAACUUUAGUUUCUAGAUUAAUUUCUGAAAUGGUACCAGUUUGAAAUGGGGGGGGGUGGGGGAAGGGGUGGUGAAUUAUUUUAGUCGUUACUUGCCAAAUAGGGUUGAAUCUCAUUGUCUUUAUAAACAUUUUAUUUACAUUUAAAAAAAAAUCUUUUUGAAUAACUUGUGAUAAAUAUUCUGUUAACUGAACCUUGAUAUCAUUGGUAUGGUUAAUUACACAUUUAUUGAAACAGACAUUAAUUUUUUUCAGAUUUGUUUUUUUUAAAUCAUGUCAAAAAUGCAUGUAUAUUUUUUUUUUGUAUAUAUGUAGUUCAUGAAACUAGUAGUAUUAAAAAAAGGUUCAUUUUUCACUCUUGCAUUGUUUCUUUUGAAAUAAUGUUUGACAAAAUAUACAACAAAGAAUAAGUGAUUACUGCUUUAAGAUCCAGUUAUCAGGCUUUUAGGCAGAAAAUAAUUUGAGGGUGUAAUAAAAAAUAAAAUGGC
This is a messenger RNA of Gigantopelta aegis, 3273 nucleotides long. Its product is annotated as 3-methyl-2-oxobutanoate dehydrogenase [lipoamide] kinase, mitochondrial-like. The record is from RefSeq and is a predicted model, not a curated record. NCBI's taxonomy places the organism in Eukaryota, Metazoa, Mollusca, Gastropoda, Neomphalida, Peltospiridae. Gene Ontology annotation, cellular component: mitochondrion. Gene Ontology annotation, molecular function: pyruvate dehydrogenase (acetyl-transferring) kinase activity. The transcript is spliced from 11 exons. Gene Ontology annotation, biological process: regulation of glucose metabolic process; protein phosphorylation. The coding region runs from base 291 to 1529 and encodes 412 amino acids.